Salvelinus fontinalis (brook trout) is the source of this 1313-nucleotide messenger RNA. It is a transcript of the gene rpp25l, whose product is annotated as ribonuclease P/MRP 25 subunit-like. Gene Ontology annotation, cellular component: ribonuclease MRP complex. The transcript has 2 exons. Gene Ontology annotation, biological process: tRNA 5'-leader removal. The record is from RefSeq and is a predicted model, not a curated record. NCBI's taxonomy places the organism in Eukaryota, Metazoa, Chordata, Actinopteri, Salmoniformes, Salmonidae. Bases 309 to 1022 code for a protein of 237 amino acids. Gene Ontology annotation, molecular function: RNA binding.
CCGAGGAAAUUGCUCUAGCAAACCACAAAAACAUAUAUUUUCUCUGAGACAACUUAUUAUACUUCAAACACUUCCACCCUACUAAUGUGGUUAUGUUAAAGGUGGUUUAGGUAGGGUUUUAGAAACUCUGUUGUUAUUUCCAGUCAGUCGUGUUUUAAAAAGUAAAGCGAUUGCAUAUAUUUAACUACUACAAUUCCCAGAAUGUACCAGGGUUCUUUAAUGCUUUUUGCAGCAGUGGUGAACGUCAUACGAUCAGAGCCUUUUGCGACAUACGGAUGUCCUAUGUUUUCGGAUGAGGUACAGGUGACAUGGAAAACUACAGUAAGGCGCGGACGGUGGAACAGCCCUGCCCCUGCCCAUUCCCUGGCCUCUCCAGCGACACCAAUGAGGUUAGAGUGAAGGAUGGCAGCAAGAUCCGCAACCUCAUGCGCUACGCCCUGAGCUGCAUGGAGGUCAAGCCCAGGGCGCUGGAAGGCGAGGGGGGGCAUCCUAAGAGUGAAGAAGGGGGUAGCACCACCGAGGUCCAGGAAACACCAAGCUCCCAGGCACCGGAAAAGAUGCCUAGCCGGCAGAUAGUAUUCACUGGGACGGGGAAGGGGGUCUCCAAGGCCAUCACGUGUGUGGAGAUCCUGAAGCGCCGUGUGAAAGGCUUGUACCAGCAGACCAGGCUGCUCUUCAGCACUGUCCUGGAGGUGUGGGAACCCCUGGAGCCCGCGGCAGGCCUGGACAGCCUCAACGUUAGUAGGAACAUACCCGCUAUCUGGGUACUGCUCUCCAGAGACCCCCUGGAUGCCAGCCUGCCUGGAUACCAGGCUCCAGGGAACUUUGAUGCCCUGUGGGCACAGGCUGCCAAGGAGGAUGCAGGGGUGGCUGGUGGACAGAGGCAUGGAGGCAGGAGGAAGAGGGGAGGUGGUGGUGGCAGGGGGAAGGGACCAGGAGGCCCUGUCAGACAGACUGGUCGAUCCAGAGAGCCAGGAAAAGGCCAGAGUCGUGGUAAGGGGGCGCUGGCAGGGCAGGAAUGAGAUGUGAUCUGUGUGUGGAAGAGGCCUUUGGACCAACCUGUGAACAUCACAAGACAGUCCCCCAUCGGCCGAUGAGUGCACAAGAUAUCAACCUUUCCAACUUUUCCGUUAUUGUGUUAGGACUCACUUUUUGGGAGAGAGGAUGUGAGGGAGUGCCUAAGUUCAUAGGUCAAGCCUGAGAAUCUUCUGACUUGGGUGGAAAUGUUUUUAUGACAGAUUCUUUUUUUUGUGCUCUUAUAUUUAAGUUCACUAUUUUGUCUCAUAAGUAAAUAAAGUGUAGCCUGUACAUGA